Molecule: messenger RNA, 1351 nt
Organism: Rhinichthys klamathensis goyatoka
Lineage: Eukaryota; Metazoa; Chordata; Actinopteri; Cypriniformes; Leuciscidae
Product: zinc finger protein 239-like
Exons: 2
Coding region: 75-1202 (375 amino acids)
Biological process (GO): regulation of transcription by RNA polymerase II; central nervous system development
Cellular component (GO): nucleus
Molecular function (GO): RNA polymerase II cis-regulatory region sequence-specific DNA binding; DNA-binding transcription factor activity, RNA polymerase II-specific
Source: RefSeq, a predicted model, not a curated record
GAAGAGCUGAAAUCUGCCAAGACUGAGUUUAUUAAAGAGGACAGUGAGAACACGAGUGAUCCAGAACCUGCAGAAUGAAACACACUGAAGAUCCUGAAGAACAAAGAGCCCUGAUGGAAGAGAGCGAGGAGAGAGAAGAACUGAGUGAAGUGAAGGAGGAACAUCAUGUCAAACCUGGAGGAAAACCUUUGAGUCGCUCAAAGACUAAAAAUAAAUUUUUAAAGAAAAGAAGAGCCAAGAAAUCUUUCACCUGCACUCAGUGUGGAAACAGUUUCACAAGCAAAUCUAAUCUUCAGAUUCACAUGAGGAUCCACACCGGAGAGAAGCCGUUCUCAUGUGAUCAGUGUGGGAAGAGCUUCAGUCAAUCAUCAUCCCUUAAUGUUCACAUGAGGAUCCACACCGGAGAGAGGCCGUUCACAUGUGAUCAAUGCGGCAAAAAAUGUCUUAGGGCAUCACACCUGAAGACACACCUGAGAGUUCAUACAAAGGAGAAGCCACAUUCAUGUUCUGUGUGUGAAAAGAGUUUUUCACAGCUGUCUAUUUUACAUAGACAUGAGAAAACUCACACUGGUCUGAGAGAGUACAUGUGCUUUGAGUGUGAGAAGACUUUUACUACAGCGGACAGUUUAAAACUGCACCAGAGAAUUCACACUGGAGAAAAACCUUACAAGUGUUCACACUGCGACAAGAGAUUCACUCUGUCAUCAUCUCUGAAAAUACAUGAGAGGAUCCACACUAGAGAACAACCUUACAAGUGUUCACACUGUGACAAGAGAUUCAGUCACUCAUCAUCUCUGAAAACACAUGAGAGGAUCCACACUAGAGAACAACCUUACAAGUGUUCACACUGUGACAAGAGAUUCAGUGUGUCAUCAUCUCUGAAAACACAUGAGAGGAUCCACACUGGAGAACAACCGUACAAGUGUUCACACUGCGACAAGAGAUUCAGUGAGUCAUCAUCUCUGAAAAAACAUGAGAGGAUCCACACUAGAGAAAAACCUUACAAGUGUUCACACUGCGACAAGAGAUUCAGUCAGUCAUCAUCUCUGAAAAAACAUGAGAGGAUCCACACUGGAGAACAACCUUACAAGUGUUCACACUGUGACAAAAGAUUCAGUCAGUCAUCAUCUCUGAAAAAACAUGAGAGGAUCCACACUGGAGAAAAACCUUACAAGUGUUCACACUGUGACGAGAUUCAGUGACUCAUCAAAUCUGAAAAAACAUGAGAGGAUCCACACUGGAGAACAACCUUACAAGUGUUCACACUGUGACAAGAGAUUCAGUCGAUCAUCAAAUCUGAAAACACAUGAGAGGAUCCACACUGGAGAGAAGCCGCACACGUGUGAUCAGU